AUGGAUGCCCGCGGGAACCAGAAUCUGAGCAGUGUCCUGGGUUGGGUAUCUAUUGCCUGCUGGCUCGUUGUGUACUCUCCGCAGAUCAUCGAAAACUACCAGCUCAAGUCCGGUGAAGGUCUCAGUGUGCCUUUUGUCGUAAUCUGGUUGGCCGGAGAUCUCUGCAGUCUGACUGGCUCGGUGCUGGCUGGCCUUCUUCCCAAUAUCAUCAUUCUUUCUGCUUAUUAUGCUGUAUGCGAUUCCAUACUGCUGUUCCAGAUAUACUACUAUCGCCGAACAAACCCUGCACUGUCGAAGGGAUCACUCCUCAUACCUGACGAGCCACCAGUGUCCUCGGAAUAUCCCGAUGAAAGUAUCCCGCUACUGGACAGCCAGGGAGAGAAGGCGAAUCCUCCUAUGGUCCGCGAGGUUAUAAAAUAUGCAGGUGCCCUUGUAUUUGUUUCAGCCGUUGGAGUAGUGGCAUGGACGGUGGAUGAAUACUUCCAUAAGGGUGCGUCUAGCUCCAAGCCUGACGAGGUCCUCGAGUGGAAGAGCCAGGCGCUGGGUUGGGCCAGCGCUGCAAUGUUUUUGGGGGCGAGGAUACCACAGAUAGUCAAAAAUGUCAGCACCAGAUGUGCGGGGCUGUCCCCCUUCCUGUUCGUGUACUCAAUCACCGGAAACACGACGUACUUUCUUGCCAUUUUGGCGGCGUCAAUGGACAUGAAGCAUCUCAUUGCGAAUGCAUCGUGGAUUGCCGGGAGCACUUUGACGGUGUUCUUGGACGUCUUUGUGCUUUGCCAGUUUAUGUACUAUCAGACGAUAGAUAGGCGCACAUCUCAUAGGCGAGCGGGGUGCUGA
Molecule: messenger RNA, 837 nt
Organism: Sparassis crispa
Lineage: Eukaryota; Fungi; Basidiomycota; Agaricomycetes; Polyporales; Sparassidaceae
Product: Probable vacuolar amino acid transporter
Exons: 8
Coding region: 1-837 (278 amino acids)
Biological process (GO): basic amino acid transmembrane export from vacuole
Cellular component (GO): fungal-type vacuole membrane
Source: RefSeq, a predicted model, not a curated record